Molecule: messenger RNA, 1163 nt
Organism: Hibiscus syriacus
Lineage: Eukaryota; Viridiplantae; Streptophyta; Magnoliopsida; Malvales; Malvaceae
Product: vacuolar cation/proton exchanger 5-like
Exons: 9
Coding region: 1-966 (321 amino acids)
Biological process (GO): intracellular calcium ion homeostasis; calcium ion transmembrane transport
Cellular component (GO): plant-type vacuole membrane
Molecular function (GO): calcium:proton antiporter activity
Source: RefSeq, a predicted model, not a curated record
AUGCCAUUGGCAGAGCGGUUGGGCAGCUGGCGUUUUACAGUGGACCUACAGUUGGGGUCUUCUAAAUGCUACAUUUGGGAAUGCAACGGAACUUAUUAUAUCGAUUUAUGCCUUACGAACCGCAAGGAUACGUGUAGUUCAGCUGUCGUUGCUCGGCUCGCUUCUAUCGAACUUGUUGUUCGUUCUCGGAUCGCAUUCUUCUCAGGUGGGAUUGUUCGAAAGGUUCAGGUCUUCAACAAGGCAACUGCUGUUGUGAAUUCAGGGCUGCUGUUGAUGGUAAUGAUGGGACUACUCUUUCCAGCAAUACUCCACAGCACAGGCACCGAAGUGCAUUUUGGGAUAUCAGAGUUGGCUCUUUCAAGAGUUAGUAGCUGUGCCCUGAUUCUAGUCUAUGCCAUCUCCAUCAUUUUCCAGUUAAAGAAUCUAAAUGACAUGGGAGGAAGUCAGGAUGCAGAGAUCAUAGAUGGCGACGAAGACGAAGAAGCAGGUCCUGAGAUCUCGAAAUGGGAAUCAGUGAUCUGGCUAGCAAUUACAGCAGCUGCGAUUUCGAUCCUAUCGGAAUAUAUGGUUGAUGCCAUUGAGGGAACAUCUUUAUCUUGGGGUGUACCAGUUGCUUUCAUUACUGUCAUCUUGCUUCCAAUAGGAGGAAACACAGCAGCAGUUAUCACUUCAGUCAUGUUUGCCAUGAAAGACAAACUUGAUGUGUCUUUGGGAGUGGCUAUAGGGUCGUCAACGCAGAUUUCUAUGUUUAUAAUUCCCUUUUGUGUGGUAACUGGAUGGAUAUUUGGUCGCCCUGUGGAUUUGAACUUUCAACCUUUCGAGACAGCAACUCUGUUCAUGACUGUUCUAUAUGUAGCUUUCAUAACGCAGGAAGGAACUUCUAAUUACUUCAAAGGUCUAAUGCUACUUUUCUGCUAUUUCCUAGUGGCUGCAAGCUACUUCGUACAUGAAGACCCUUCCUCUUGAUACAUCUGAUGCAACUACAGCUGAUGCAGCAGUCAUUUUAUCACAGCUUACUUAGCUAAUAGCUAGUGAUUGUUAAUUACUAAACAAAGAAUUUUACCUUUUUAGUUUUUAUGUGUAUGAUUAAAUCAGAAUUGAAAUUUGAUAUGUACAAUCGAACCGAAUUAAGGUUUCUAAGUUGUAAUGUUUGUUGAAUGGCA